CCCCACCCGCCCAACCCGCGAGCCCGCGGCCGCCCCGACUCCGGAAGGAUUCGGCCGAGCGGCCGGAUGUGACGCUACGGCCCAGGCGCUCGGGAGGCCGCGGAGAAAGCGACGAGAAGGCGGGCCCGGCCCGAGGUCUGGCAGCCAGCGACAGAGCCGGGCGCCCACGGCCCGAGCGCCCCCGGCAGCACCAUGCCUGCGCUCCUGGAGCGCCCCAAGCUUUCCAACGCCAUGGCCAGGGCGUUGCACCGGCACAUCAUGAUGGAGCGGGAGCGCAAGCGGCAGGAGGAGGAAGAGGUGGACAAGAUGAUGGAACAGAAGAUGAAGGAAGAGCAGGAGAGAAGGAAGAAAAAGGAGAUGGAAGAGAGAAUGUCACUAGAGGAAACCAAGGAACAAGUAAGCAGUCUCUUCAUCUCUCCUAGCUCUUUCUUCUCUUGGCUCUCCUGCCUUCACCUUCUCUCCCCUCCCCAGAUCCUGAAGUUGCAGGAGAAGCUUUUAGCCCUACAGGAAGAGAAACAUCAGCUUUUCCUGCAGCUCAAGAAAGUUUUACAUGAGGAGGAAAAACGGAGGCGAAAAGAGCAGAGUGACCUGACCACUCUGACAUCAGCGGCAUACCAGCAAGGCCUGACCGUUCACACUGGAACUCACCUCCUCAGCAUGCAGGGGAGCCCUGGAGGACACAAUCGCCCAGGCACCCUCAUGGCAGCAGACAGAGCCAAACAGAUGUUUGGACCCCAAGUGCUUACGACCCGGCACUACGUGGGCUCAGCAGCUGCUUUCGCAGGGACCCCAGAGCAUGGGCAAUUCCAAGGCAGCCCGGGCGGCGCCUAUGGGACUGCUCAGCCCCCACCUCACUAUGGACCCACACAGCCUGCCUACAGUCCUAGUCAGCAGCUCAGAGCACCUUCCGCAUUUCCUGCAGUACAGUACCUGUCUCAGCCACAGCCUCAGCCCUAUGCCGUGCACAGCCACUUUCAGCCCACCCAGACAGGGUUCCUCCAGCCUGGUGGUGCCCUGUCCUUGCAAAAACAAAUGGAACAUGCCAACCAACAGACGGGCUUCUCUGACUCAUCCUCCCUGCGCCCCAUGCAUCCCCAAGCUCUGCAUCCAGCCCCUGGACUCCUGGCCUCACCCCAGCUCCCUGUGCAGAUGCAACCAGCAGGAAAGUCGGGCUUUGCAACCACCAGCCAGCCUGGCCCUCGGCUCCCCUUCAUCCAGCACAGCCAGAACCCGCGAUUCUACCACAAGUGACCAUCAGAUUUGAUCUUCAACCUUGCCCCCAGCCCCUGCCGUGGGGGAGGAUCCCUGGUGUGUCCUAGUCCCAGGCCAAUAAAAUCUACCUGCCACUGA
Lagenorhynchus albirostris (white-beaked dolphin) is the source of this 1350-nucleotide messenger RNA. It is a transcript of the gene GPS2, whose product is annotated as G protein pathway suppressor 2. The transcript has 10 exons. Gene Ontology annotation, molecular function: transcription coregulator activity. The record is from RefSeq and is a predicted model, not a curated record. Lineage: Eukaryota; Metazoa; Chordata; Mammalia; Artiodactyla; Delphinidae. Gene Ontology annotation, cellular component: transcription regulator complex. Gene Ontology annotation, biological process: regulation of transcription by RNA polymerase II. The coding region runs from base 193 to 1251 and encodes 352 amino acids.